This is a messenger RNA of Eruca vesicaria subsp. sativa (arugula), 1040 nucleotides long. The record is from the annotation of a GenBank genome assembly. Lineage: Eukaryota; Viridiplantae; Streptophyta; Magnoliopsida; Brassicales; Brassicaceae.
ACUCCAUCCGUCUCUUAAACAACAAAACAACAAGACAUCCUUCAUUUCACUCUCUAAACCCACUCUUAAACCCUAAUCACGACAACAAAUGUCUGGUUUUAACUACAACGACUCAUUAAACCCAUCUGAUUCCGUUAACGACGGCGUUAACCCACCCGCUUUCUACCGGAACCCUAGUUUCAGCAACGUUAUCUUAAACGAUAACUGGAGCGACUUGCCGUUAAGCGUCGACGACUCACAAGACAUGGCUAUUUACAACACUCUCCGCGACGCCGUUAGCUCCGGCUGGACACCCACCGUUCCUCCCCUCUCCUCUCCAGCGGAAGCCACCGUGAGAGAAGAGAAGACGGUGGUUGCGUCGGAAGCGAGUGGCUCCAACGCUCAGCCGAGGCAAAAGGGAAUGCAGUACAGGGGAGUGAGGAGGAGGCCGUGGGGGAAGUUCGCGGCGGAGAUAAGGGAUCCGAAGAAGAACGGAGCUAGGGUUUGGCUAGGGACUUACGAGACGCCGGAAGACGCGGCGGUGGCUUAUGACCGAGCUGCGUUUCAGCUUAAGGGAUCGAAAGCUAAGCUUAACUUUCCACAUUUGAUUGGUAGCUGUCAGUACGAACCGGUUAGGAUCAGGCCUCGCCGCCGUUCUCCGGAACCUUCGGUCUCCGAUUACUCUUCACCGGAGCAGAAGAGUGUAGCCCACGUGGAGGACGGAGAGUCUAGCUUGGUUGUCUCGGAUUUGGACUUCACUACUGUGGAUCCAUCGGCAUAUACGUAUUUUGAUAAUCGGCAAUGAACUUAUUACAUAAAGGCUUUUGAAAUAAAAUUUAAUUUGUGUGUAUGGUUUUGCUUUCUCUGAUCGAUGAUACGAUCAAUAGGUUUUGAUCAUAUCAUAUGUAAUGUGAUUAUGUGAUGGAAACUCAAUAUGGACUCUUUUUAUAGUAACUCUGAUAACUUCCAUAAUCAUUUAUUCCUAUUUGUUUCUGAUAUUAAAUUUUCCUUUUAAAAACAACUAGAGUCAAACUAGGAGAUUUUCAUUUUGAUAUGGGAGC